CUAUCACCUAAGUGUGGGCUAAUGUAACAAAGAGGGAUUUCACCUACAUCCAUUCAGUCAGUCUUUGGGGGUUUAAAGAAAUUCCAAAGAGUCAUCAGAAGAGGAAAAAUGAAGGUAAUGUUUUUUCAGACAGGUAAAGUCUUUGAAAAUAUGUGUAAUAUGUAAAACAUUUUGACACCCCCAUAAUAUUUUUCCAGAAUUAACAGUAUAAAUUGCAUCUCUUGUUCAAGAGUUCCCUAUCACUCUCUUUAAUCACUACUCACAGUAACCUCAACUCCUGCCACAAUGUACAGGAUGCAACUCCUGUCUUGCAUUGCACUAAGUCUUGCACUUGUCACAAACAGUGCACCUACUUCAAGUUCUACAAAGAAAACACAGCUACAACUGGAGCAUUUACUGCUGGAUUUACAGAUGAUUUUGAAUGGAAUUAAUAAUUACAAGAAUCCCAAACUCACCAGGAUGCUCACAUUUAAGUUUUACAUGCCCAAGAAGGCCACAGAACUGAAACAUCUUCAGUGUCUAGAAGAAGAACUCAAACCUCUGGAGGAAGUGCUAAAUUUAGCUCAAAGCAAAAACUUUCACUUAAGACCCAGGGACUUAAUCAGCAAUAUCAACGUAAUAGUUCUGGAACUAAAGGGAUCUGAAACAACAUUCAUGUGUGAAUAUGCUGAUGAGACAGCAACCAUUGUAGAAUUUCUGAACAGAUGGAUUACCUUUUGUCAAAGCAUCAUCUCAACACUGACUUGAUAAUUAAGUGCUUCCCACUUAAAACAUAUCAGGCCUUCUAUUUAUUUAAAUAUUUAAAUUUUAUAUUUAUUGUUGAAUGUAUGGUUUGCUACCUAUUGUAACUAUUAUUCUUAAUCUUAAAACUAUAAAUAUGGAUCUUUUAUGAUUCUUUUUGUAAGCCCUAGGGGCUCUAAAAUGGUUUCACUUAUUUAUCCCAAAAUAUUUAUUAUUAUGUUGAAUGUUAAAUAUAGUAUCUAUGUAGAUUGGUUAGUAAAACUAUUUAAUAAAUUUGAUAAAUAUAAACAAGCCUGGAUAUUUGUUAUUUUGGAAACAGCACAGAGUAAGCAUUUAAAUAUUUCUUAGUUACUUGUGUGAACUGUAGGAUGGUUAAAAUGCUUACAAAAGUCACUCUUUCUCUGAAGAAAUAUGUAGAACAGAGAUGUAGACUUCUCAAAAGCCCUUGCUUUGUCCUUUCAAGGGCUGAUCAGACCCUUAGUUCUGGCAUCUCUUAGCAGAUUAUAUUUUCCUUCUUCUUAAAAUGCCAAACACAAACACUCUUGAAACUCUUCACAGAUUUGGUGUGGCUAUGAAUUCUCCAAUAUCUUACACCUUGCCCAGUGCCAUGAGGAGGCUCACCUGUAUGGCCUAUAUCAAAGGUCUUCCCUGCCCUUUGGCUUUCCAUUGGGUCCUGCCACUGGGGAGUGCUGGUAGGAACUAUGAGGAACAUAAGAGAUUCCCUUGACUCCCUCCUUGUGGAGUAGACCCAGGAUGGCUGUGUCUCUCAAGCAAGGAACCCAGAUUACCUCAAGGUGGCACUCUGGAUACUUUUUCCUUCUGAGUGAUUCUGGUAAUCUUCCCUUCCACUUGUCCCUUUAAGCCUAGGGAGGGUGGUACUUUUGCUGUUAGCAACUCCAGGGUACUUGUACCAUCCCUUGCAGUUUCCCUGUACUCUGACCAUAGCUUUUUAAAUAGUCCUUUUGUUAAAUCCUCCUUUUGAUUGAGUAUGCCAUCUAUUUCCUGCUGGGACUCAGAUACAGUAAUUGUAUCAGAAAUAGCCCCAGAAAACAGACCCUCAAAAUAGGAUUCUGGGACUGGGUUGUUCAUAUAUUCAAGGAAUGCAAGGAUAAUAGGACAUGGGAAAUCUAUGGGAUGUAGUAGCAUCCCAAUUACUGAACUUAUCAUCAAUGGUAGAAUGGGAUGAAAUGCAGACAGACGGCAAGAUGUUGUGAGGUCAAAUGGCUGUGGCACUUAGUUGCUACAGAAACAACAGUUAUAAAAAUUAUGAUUAUUACCUAGAUUCUUUUGAUGAUGAUGACCCCAGACAGAGAACAAAGGAAAAAAAAAAGUUAUCAACAUACAAUUAAAAACAUACAUGGGGAACCAGAAUGCCUCUUCAGCAGCUUUGAAGAAGUCGUUACUGUCUUCAAAAUUGCCAAGGAGUAGAAGUAAAAGGGACCCUUCUCAUUAAAUAUCUCACUUGGAAGAUUUUUUUUUCACAUCUCAUCCACUAAAUCUUAUCUUGGUCAGUUUUAAGGUCUUAGUGCUCAAUGAGGCAUUCUUCUACCAGGUGCCUUGACUUCUACCAGAGAACUGAUGAAAUGGCUGAGAUUACCUUUUGGCCAUUUAGGGGUUCUUCAUAUAGCUGAACCAACAAGCACGUAAAGGACCACCGUACUGAGCAGGGUGACUGAUUUUGAUGAAAAGGGGGAAACUCAGUGCCUUCUAUAGAACCAGGCAACGACUACACAAUAGGUAAUACUAUAUUUGGAACCCAGGAAAUUCAGUGGGGCAUCUCUUAGCUUUUUAUCCUUAGUAGUAUUGGUCAAUGGAAAACUGUAACAAUCCUUAAAAUUCAAGAACAUCAAAGACUCAGAUUUCACAGAAGUGAGAUAUGGAGUAUACCACCAGGUAAAUAAUGCCACCCAACCAAAGUAAUGGCAGAGGGUAAAAGGGAACAUGCAAAGGGUAGUGGAAGAAUGCAGCUGUACUAACCAACUUUCAUGACUAGCUACUGAGGCAGAGAAGAGACUUGAGCAGUUUUGUUUUUCUCCAUUUUUAUACUUUACUAUGUCAAGUUGGACUUGACAUCGUCUCUUAUUCUUUAUGUGAAGAACACUGGUGAUACCUAACAUUUUAGAUUUCAGGAAAAGUAUUGCUGAAUUGACAUUACCCUAUAAUGAUACAAUAACUGAUGGGAUUUCAUGUGUCUCCUUUGCUAGGAACACAAACCUUCUUCCCAAAGGAAGGAAGAGAGCACAUGCUGAGGAAUGAAGGUGUGAACCGUGUAUCUUCUACUUUUCCCUCAAAAACAACACUAUAUCCUUUUCCAUCCUGAUCUUCAGCCUGCUAAGUCAAAUUGUGUGGAAUACAUUAAUGUAUUUUCUUGCCUUCUGGUUUCUAGCUGAGUUUGACCACAUGGGAUUCCUGGUAAGAGGUGAAUGUGAGAUCACCAUGGGAUAGCUGUAUCACUUGACCAAAGAUGAAAUUCCCCUCAAAGUUGCCUUUUAUUACCUAUCUUUCAAGGUUCUAGUACCUACUCCUCUAUACUUCUCUUCAGGCCUAGGUGCAGUAGCUGUUUCCCUGUGUGAUGAAAGCAACCAAU
Messenger RNA from Pan troglodytes (chimpanzee), 3328 nucleotides. It is a transcript of the gene IL2, whose product is annotated as interleukin 2. The coding region runs from base 286 to 747 and encodes 153 amino acids. Gene Ontology annotation, cellular component: extracellular region. Gene Ontology annotation, biological process: immune response. NCBI's taxonomy places the organism in Eukaryota, Metazoa, Chordata, Mammalia, Primates, Hominidae. The record is from RefSeq and is a predicted model, not a curated record. Gene Ontology annotation, molecular function: interleukin-2 receptor binding; growth factor activity. The transcript has 4 exons.